Ananas comosus (pineapple) is the source of this 1620-nucleotide messenger RNA. RefSeq lists its product as uncharacterized. The coding region runs from base 279 to 1307 and encodes 342 amino acids. The transcript has 2 exons. The record is from RefSeq and is a predicted model, not a curated record. NCBI's taxonomy places the organism in Eukaryota, Viridiplantae, Streptophyta, Magnoliopsida, Poales, Bromeliaceae.
AUAUUGAGAGGUUAUUGGAGCCUAUAAAAAGCACUUGGAGGGAGAAGGGUUUAAGCAUUGUAUGUGAUGGAUGGACCGAUGCACAAAGAAGGCCGUUGAUCAACUUUUUGGCCGUAACAGAGAGUGGACCGAUGUUCCUAAAAGUGGUUAAUUGCGAAGGGGAAUAUAAGGAUAAAUAUUUUAUUGCUAGCAUGAUUUCAAAAGUUGUUGAAGAGGUUGGACCCCAAAAUGUGGUUCAAGUGAUAACGGAUAAUGCUUCCGUGUGCAAAGCGGCGUGAAUGUUGAUUGAAGCGCAAUUUCCUUCAAUAUUUUGGACUCCUUGUGUUGUGCACACAUUGAACCUUACAUUAAAAAAUAUUUGUGCGGCUAAGAAUACCGAUGCCAAUGAAAUUACUUUUGAUGAAUGUAGUUGGAUUACUAUCAUAGCGGAGGAUGUAGCAUGCAUCAAGAAUUUUAUCUUGAAUCAUUCCAUGAGGUUGGCAAUAUUUAAUGAGUUUGUCAACUUGAAAAUGCUUGCGGUGGCCGAGACUCGAUUCGCUUCGGUAAUUGUCAUGCUAAGAAGAUUCAAGCAAAUCAAACGGGGUCUCCAAAAUAUGGUCGUUAGUGACAAAUGGGCUAGCUAUAAGGAGGAUGAUGUGGGGAAAGCACAAUUUGUAAAAGAUAGAAUUCUCAAUGACUUGUGGUGGGAUCAAAUUAACUAUAUUCUUUCUUUUACCGAACCUAUAUAUGAGAUGCUUCGGAUUGCCGAUACCGACAAGCCUUGCUUACAUUUAAUGUAUGAAACUUGGGACUCCAUGAUAGAAAAGGUGAAAGUUGCUAUAUAUAGGCGUGAAGGAAAGAAAGAAGACGAGGAAUCAUCAUUUUAUUCCGUUGUGCACAAAAUUUUGAUUGACCGAUGGGCUAAAAGCAAUACUCCACUUCAUUGCUUGGCACAUUCUUUGAACCCUAGAUACUAUAGCUCAUCGUGGCUUAAUGAGGAUCCAAAUCGAGUUCCUCCGCAUAGGGAUUUGGAGAUAUCAAAGAUGAGAAACAAGUGCUUAAAAAGAUUUUUUCCAAAUAAUGAAGAAAGAAGAGUUGUAAAUGAGGAGUUUGCAAAUUUUUUCACUGUCGGAGAGGGAUUUGAUGAGCACGACUCUAUUGGAGAUAGGGGAGUUCUUGACCCAAAGAAGUGGUGGGGUCAUCCAUGGUGCGGCAGCAUCUAUGCUCCAAAAUUUGGCCCUAAAGUUACUUGGCCAAUCUUGCUCCUCUUCAUGUUGCGAGCGGAAUUGGAGUACCUACUCAUUCAUUCACUCCAUGAAGAGGAAUAAGAUUACGCCACAACGAGCCGAAGAUUUAGUAUAUGUACAUACUAAUCUUCGCCUUUUAUCAAGGAGGGCUCCAGAAUAUAUAAAAGGAGAGACCAAGAUUUGGGAUGUUGGAGGAGAUUCUUUCGACACAUUUGAUAGUGUUGGUCUUCUUGAAAUUGCAAAUCUUUCACUUGAUGAGCCAGAUUUGGAGAGUGUGGUAUUUAUUGAAGAUUCAAGUGAGAAUGAAACUGAACCAAAUUGAAGUCUUUUGAUGAAAACCCUCUCCUUUUCUUUUUGUUGUUUUGGAUGUGGACUAUGCUUGUAUGUAAGUCGU